Molecule: messenger RNA, 1294 nt
Organism: Dermatophagoides farinae (American house dust mite)
Lineage: Eukaryota; Metazoa; Arthropoda; Arachnida; Sarcoptiformes; Pyroglyphidae
Product: cathepsin B
Biological process (GO): regulation of catalytic activity; proteolysis
Molecular function (GO): cysteine-type endopeptidase activity
Source: RefSeq, a predicted model, not a curated record
UGUUGAUGAUGUGAUGAUUUUGUUUGUUUUCGUGUUAUAUAGACAUGUUUAAAUGUCGACCACAGUCAGCCGAUGAAUGUCAUUUUCAAUUUCAAUUGAGCAGAAAAUUUUUUUGUGUGCGUGUUUAAAAAAAAAAUAAUAAACAACAAAGAUGCUUCGUCAUCAUAACCGUUAUCGAUUCAUGAUCGGUGCAAUUCUUCUUGUUGUACAAUGGUCAAUCCAUGUUUGUCAAUCGCAGGAAAUAUUGGAAUUUGAAAAACGUAACCAUAUUCCUGAUGAUGAAUUUGAUUUUCUUUCCGAUGAUUAUAUUGAUUUUAUCAAUAAACAAUUGAAUACAAGUUGGCGUGCUGGCCGUAAUUUUGAUUCAGAUGCAUCAAAAAUUUAUAUUCAAGGUUUAAUGGGUACAUUGCCAACACCGGAACAUUUAAAAUUACCUAAAUUAUAUCAUCGUAUCGAUGAUGAUGAACGUUUACCUGAUGAAUUUGAUUCACGUAAAAAAUGGCCAAAAUGUAAAACAAUAAAUGAAAUACGUGAUCAAGGUCCUUGUGGUUCGUGUUGGGCAUUCGGUGCUGCUGAAGCAAUGUCUGAUCGUGUUUGUAUCGGUAGUAAUGGUAGAAUCAAUGUGGAAUUAUCACCAGAAGAUUUAGUUUCGUGUUGUCAUGAUUGUGGUGCCGGUUGUAAUGGUGGUUUUCCAGCUGCAGCAUGGAGCUAUUUUGUACAUAAUGGUUUAGUUAGUGGUGGUCUUUAUGGUAAUCAUCAUACCUGUCAACCAUAUGUGUUUGCACCAUGUGAACAUCAUAUGAAAGGUAAAAGGCCACCUUGUUCGGAUAUUCAGCCAACACCAAAAUGUCAAAAUAAAUGUGACAAAUUCUAUAAUCAUACAUACAAUGAUGAUAAACAUUAUGGACGUAAAGCAUAUUCACUUACAUCGAAUCCUGAACAUAUUAUGAAAGAUAUCAUGGUCAAUGGUCCAGUUGAAGCAGAUUUCAGUGUUUAUGAGGAUUUUCUUCAAUACAAAUCCGGUGUUUAUCAAAGACAUAGCCAUAAAUUUUUAGGUGGCCAUGCAAUACGUAUAUUAGGAUGGGGUAUAGACGCUAAUAGCAAACUACCAUAUUGGCUUUGUGCCAAUUCAUGGAAUACUGAUUGGGGUGAAGCUGGUUUUUUCCGUAUGUUACGUGGCCACAAUGAAUGCGAUAUUGAAGAAGACAUUAAUGCUGGUAUUGCACGGAUUUCGAAAUUUUGAAUUUUAUUCUUUUUUGUUUCUGGCCACAAAACUCUCUAUCACACACACAAA